ACAAACAGUACGGGCAUAGUGUAUCGGUUCACACUUUUUCCACGGUUUCAGCGGUCUUAAUCACCAUUUCACAUGUCUUAUUCCGAAAAAUUGUUUUGUUGUUACUGUUUCAAAAAUUUUGGCUUUUGUAGUACUUCUACUAAUCUACUGGAAUAGUACUAACAUCAACAUGUCGAGCAACUCGUAUGCGGUUUUCAGAUUGCAGCACGUACGCCACCUUUCGGUCCUUUUCGUGUCACGUGCCCUGGCUCCGCGUGCGCGUGUGCCGAACCAACAGUGAGCGUAGCCGCUGAACCCAAUCGGUUUCCCCGUUUGUCAUUAAUUUUCGUUUUCUGUUUGCGAGUUUUGUUGUCAAUGUUGUGGAUGUUUUCGUUUUAUUUAGAUAUCGCGGAGCUAUUUUUGUCUUCUUGAGACUUCUAUGCUAUUUUGAAUUUCUAAGUAUUAAAUUUCUAGGCUGGCUGUUACCGAUGAGCAGAGAAUAUGUCAAAUCUGAUGCAAACGUUAUCGAAGCAAAGUUAAACGUACGUUAAAGUGACUUAUACCGUGUAUUUGCAAAUCUGUGUACGGAAUGCUGAUGUUGUUUGGUGCUGUUCGUCAGGUGUUUCCAAACAGGUGAAAGGAUAUUCGAGAAGCCAUAGAGUAACGUACCGGAAGUGUGAACAACUAAUCGUUAGGACCGACGACGAUUCCAUUAGCUAUUCGUGCACGCUUGCUAAAGAAAUGGAUGCUGAACAUUUGGCGAUAGAUUUUGAAAUAUUGGCGAUCGGCGAACAGCUGAGAUAUCGUAUGCACCUGGCUCCCAACCUUGUCCGUGAUCGGCGUUACCACUUGCGAACAUAUAGUUGUUGCUUUGUGGCCAACGAAACGUUGGACUGGUUAAUCCAGGAAAAUGAAGUGCCUAGCCGACAGGCGGGUGUUUUCCUUAUGAAUAUUCUUCAGCAAAACCGCGUCAUCCAUCAUGUCUGUGAUGACCAUCUGUUCAAAGACCAGUAUUUAUUUUUCCGCUUUCGGCAAGAUGAUAAUACCUUUCCCCUCACGCAAGUGUCCCGUCUGUUCUUCUUUGGACAGCGUUUAUACGAUCGGUUGCAUUCUGAACCAAAUUCUUGCUUGCGAAAGCUGCAGAAAAAGGACAGAUCCUGUGUGGAUGUUUUCAAAGGAGCCGAAUUCACGCAGUGGAUAAUGCGGAAGGGUGAAGCCCAGAAUGUGGAAGCGGCAUUGAUUGCUUGCCAGCAGCUUCUCGAUUCUGGUAUUAUACAGGCUGUUGAUGGGGAUUCUGCCACAUUCAAGAACAGUGAAUCACUAUACCGAUGCGCUUUUGAUUUUAAUUAUCGGAGGCGUUUGCACGAUUUAUUCUUACUCUCCUCUGUACAAAAGGAAGCCGGACUGCAUAACAUAAAAUUCAUACCAAAAGCAACAUCGGCGUUUGAAAUUUAUCCUGGGUUUGAUGAUCAUAGCUCCAAAUCCCCUGUAUCGCCUACCCCAACGGGGCUGAGUGACGGCUCAACGGGAAGUGCCGGCACAUCUCCGAUUACAUCCAAUAUUCCAAGGGGAAAUUACGAUACACAGAGGCACAUGCUUAAAGAGUCGCUGCUGGAACCUCAGUCGGGAUACGUCCGAAAAGUUAUUCAAGUCGACUCCGAUUCUGUCGGGUAUGGAUUUGUUUUGCGAGGAGCAUCGCCUUGUUACAUCCAGACUGUGGAUCCGGAUGGUCCCGCUGCCGCGGCUGGCGUAAAGGUUGGACAGUAUCUGUAUUCUGUCAAUGAUGUCGUUGUCUUCGAUAAGUCCCACAAGGAUGUGGCCCGCGUUAUCGUCGAAAGUGGGGGAAAGAUUUGCCUGGUGGUGUUUACGCCAAAAGAAUCUGACAGAAAUUCCCGAUUAGAUUCACCAAAAAGCCGCAAAGUUCCUUCAAAUAACUGAAAAUGAACAAAUAUUCUAGUAUUAAGCUGACGGAUUGGUUUUUUUGGUCAGAUGCUCACAGUUAGGUUGGUGUUUCGGUGAUUGGGUUGUUUUGAUUUCGGUCUUUUGAUCGAAACCUUGACAUCAGAUUGCUCAACUGAGACGCAUGCAUUUUUAAAGAGAUAGUUCUAUUGCAAAAGAUGUUAUUCUAAAACAUAUGUUAGCUAAAAAUGUGGCUUUAUAUUUA
Molecule: messenger RNA, 2143 nt
Organism: Paramacrobiotus metropolitanus
Lineage: Eukaryota; Metazoa; Tardigrada; Eutardigrada; Parachela; Macrobiotidae
Product: DEP domain-containing mTOR-interacting protein-like
Exons: 9
Coding region: 721-1917 (398 amino acids)
Biological process (GO): intracellular signal transduction
Molecular function (GO): protein binding
Source: RefSeq, a predicted model, not a curated record